AUCUUAAACUAAUCGGGGUGAAAGAAGGAUGCUUUUCCAAGAGGCAGGAUUUCCUCUCCUGGCUUCAAAGUUCUACAACAAACUGGAGUUUGCUGUGGAUGAAGUCAUCGAUGCGGAACGUGGGAGUGACCCGAAACAGAUUCUGAGCCCCUGCUACGAGGGUCGCGACAUUGAACUACCGGUGUUGACAUUUCAUUUCACUUGUUCUGACGUUGUGUUGCAGCUGUAUAACACGUUUGCUAGGUUGGAGGAAGAUUUGGCGUGUUUCGCCAUUUGUGGCAUGGGGUGGUGUAG
Molecule: messenger RNA, 294 nt
Organism: Rubroshorea leprosula
Lineage: Eukaryota; Viridiplantae; Streptophyta; Magnoliopsida; Malvales; Dipterocarpaceae
Source: the annotation of a GenBank genome assembly